Messenger RNA from Macrosiphum euphorbiae (potato aphid), 897 nucleotides. NCBI's taxonomy places the organism in Eukaryota, Metazoa, Arthropoda, Insecta, Hemiptera, Aphididae. The record is from the annotation of a GenBank genome assembly.
AUGUUAGCUUUUGAGGACAACUUUAAUGACGAAUAUGAAUAUAUUGGAGGUGUGUCUUUACCAAAUUCAAAGAAAAAAAAACCUAUUAAAGAUAGGCAAGAAAAUCCAAGAAACGCAUUGGAAAUUACAGAAAUAGGUACUAUUAUAUUAAACGAUAUAAUAGAUAAAUACCCUUUUAUUUAUCAGGGUAAUAAUAUGAAUGAUAAUAAACUUAUAGAGACCGUUUACCAACUUUUAAAAGAAAGAUCGUUUAUUUUAACAAAUUUAGAAUUUGAUUUAUUAUUAAGGUAUUUAAGAGAAAAUAUAUUUACAGUAUUAAAAAAUAAAAUUAUACAUAAACAUCCAUUAUUUGAUUGUAUAAAAAAUCAUGACAUUGGUACAAGAUUUAAAUUAUUAAACGCUAUAGGCAAUAAUUUUGAUUAUAAAAAAAAGGUAGCUAUAACUAAAGCAAUGUCUUCCACGUGGAAUGGUUUGAAUGAUUUGUUUAUUUAUGAAGAUAGAAGAAUAGAUUUUAAAAAUGACCUUAUACAUUCUCUUUUUAUGAUUUUAUACGCAUGUAAAUUACCAGGGUUUGAAGAUGUAAGUAUUUUACAAGAUUAUUCUAUGAUGGUGGAUGAAAUAAAAAAUAAUGAUUUCAAUAAAAAUAAUCUUAUGCUUUUGUUUUUAAGAACAGCCGAUACAUCAUUAUUACCAUCGAAAGAUAUUAAUCAUUUAACAUAUUCUGUUAAUAAUGAAAUUUUACGUAUUAAUAUAUCUAUGCUUUUAAGAGAACUUUCUUAUUCUAUUAGAUCAGGAUCAUUUGAAAACAAGGCAUCGGAUAUGUUGUUACUUUUAUUAAAAGAAAUAAAAAUGCUGCGGCAAGGUCUGAAGAAGAAAAUCUAUUACAUGCUAUUUUAG